GUGAUGAUAUUGUGGUCUCCUUUGAAACCAGCUGCUUGGGCAGAAUAUUGCGCUAAGAUUAAGGUUUGGGUACUGUAAUUGGAAAGCGGUGACCUACCUGCCCUCCACGCAGCAGUGAGCAGGAGAAGAGAUACUUAUACAGUGCAAAUGCUCCGCUGUGAUCAAUUGAAUGGAUUCGUGUGCAGCUAGAUGAGAAACACAUAAAGGCCAAAAAUGAUGACUUUUCAAAAUUCACAAUAAAGUUAAGCUUAUUUUGAAGGAUAGCUCAGUUGUUGAUUCCUGCCCCCUCCUUCAAUAAGGGGUCUCUAGCGGGACAUCGGUUAUCACCUCGUCAUCCCGACUUUUGUUUGGAAUCAGACGAGGAGCCUAGACACCACAUUCCGCGCGCAACAACGCAGCAUAAACUCCCUCGACUUCCCGGACCUCAGUCCAGGGGACUUUGCAGGCACUCAAAGUUGUUGCUUCGGAAAACGAGUUCAAUAUGGACAGCAAUGGCGCGACGAGCCCGGCGAACACGCGAGCUCAACCCUCCAUACGAUCGUUCUUCCAGCCUCGACAACCCAGUUACACACCACCACCAGGAUCUGCGGUGACAAAACUCCCAGCAUCAAACUCCUCACACAUAACAAGUCAAACGCCCCCGACUCUCACACCACCAGUAUCUUCAAAUACCAGCAAUCCCACUUCAAGCCCAACGUCAAUAUCAACGAAGCCCUCAACCCUCCCAUCCCAAGCUACCAUCUCCCCAAUUCAACAACCACAUAUCCAACCCCUCCGCCGCAUAAAUGCCCUCCUCCUUCCCAUUAGCUACCCCGACUCCUUCUACCACAAAAUCCUCGCUCCCGACCCUCCUACACCUUCCCCACCACGAGGCUUCUCCCGCACAAUUCUCUGGACUGACCCCACCAGCCAGGAAACAAAAGUCGUCGGUGGUGUAGUCUGCCGCGUCGACCCAGCUCUCUCGUCCUCCUCAACUGCUCAGCAGCCAAUCUAUACGCCUGACGCGCACGAUAUCUACAUUCAGAGUUUAUGUCUGCUCUCGCCGUACCGUGGGAAAGGCUUAGUGGCUGCGGUGCUAGAUGAGGUCAUCGAGGCUGCGGUUAAGCAGGAUGAGUUGAGGAUCGAGAGUCUAUAUGCGCAUGUCUGGACGCAGAAUGAGGAAGCGUUGGACUGGUAUGCUGCACGAGGCUUCAGAAGGGAGGAGCCUGUCCUACAUGGCUAUUAUCGUAGGCUGAAUCCGGACACGGCAUAUAUCUUUCGGAGGAGGUUGGUGCCGUCAGACCACUUGAAUGGACAGGUGCAAAUUCAGUCUCAAGCUCAAUCACAGUUUCAUAAGGAGAAUGUUAGGCCGAGUAGCACUCCAGCUUCUCUUCAACCAACCCCAGCCACAAGUGGUAGGCCUCCUAUCCCAGGACAUGCACGGUCAUUCCAGGAUAAGGGACCAGAGAGGGAGUGGAAUGAUUUACCUGAAGAUGUGUUGUUGAAACCGCCGAGUACACUUACUUCCAGAGAAGGUAGUGCGGCGAGCUCGAGGAGUAGUUCACGGAGUGGUUUGGAAGGCAAGGGAAAGAAGAAGAGAGUUUACCCUGCGGCUGCUUUUGGGACUUAGAAGGAUGUCAAACGUAGAUCAAAGUUUCGGUAUAAGAAGCGUAAAAGAACUCUAUUACAGGAGUGGCGUUGGAGCAUAAAACGGUGGCUUGGGUUCGGAAAAGGCGUAGACGGGAAACAUCAGGGCAAUUACACAUCUAGAUUUAGAGAGCUACAGGUAGAAUCUCAAAAGCCAUUUCAGUGCCUAUAGGGGAAGACUUGCCCGGGUC
Messenger RNA from Cadophora gregata, 1817 nucleotides. RefSeq lists its product as uncharacterized. Gene Ontology annotation, biological process: mitotic sister chromatid cohesion. The transcript has a single exon. Lineage: Eukaryota; Fungi; Ascomycota; Leotiomycetes; Helotiales; Ploettnerulaceae. Bases 482 to 1609 code for a protein of 375 amino acids. Gene Ontology annotation, cellular component: NatA complex. The record is from RefSeq and is a predicted model, not a curated record. Gene Ontology annotation, molecular function: acyltransferase activity, transferring groups other than amino-acyl groups.